Molecule: messenger RNA, 978 nt
Organism: [Torrubiella] hemipterigena
Lineage: Eukaryota; Fungi; Ascomycota; Sordariomycetes; Hypocreales; Clavicipitaceae
Source: the annotation of a GenBank genome assembly
AUGAACCACGAAAUCGUUACCAGCCGCUUCCUCUCCAACCCCCAGGAGCUUGGUGUUGUUGCUGUUGGCUUCUCCGGUGGCCAGCCCAAGGCCGGUGUCGACAACGGCCCCCAGGCCCUCAUCCAGUCUGGUCUCCUCGGCCAGAUCAACACUGAGCUUGGCUACAAGCUGCACGGUGAUUCCGAGGUCCAGUACUACAAGGACCUUGCUGUCGCCAACGAUGCCGACCACCGCGGCAUGAAGAAUCCCCGCACCGUCUCUGCCGUCAACAAGGCCAUCUCCCAGAAGACCUACGAACAGUCCGUUGCCGGCCGCCUCACCCUCACCCUCGGUGGUGAUCACUCCAUUGCCAUCGGCACCAUCUCCGGUACCGCCAAGGCCACCCGCGAGCGCCUCGGCCGCGAGAUUGCCGUCAUCUGGGUCGAUGCCCACGCCGACAUCAACACCCCCGAGUCCAGCGACAGCGGCAACAUCCACGGCAUGCCCGUUGCCUUCCUGACUGGCCUUGCAAAGGGCGACAGCGACGACGCCUUCGGCUGGGUCAAGGAGGAGCACCAGCUCAACAUCAAGAAGCUUGUCUACAUUGGUCUCCGUGACGUCGAUGUCGGCGAGAAGAAGAUCCUCCGCGAGCACGGCGUCAAGGCCUUCAGCAUGUUCGAUGUUGACCGCUACGGCAUUGGCCGUGUCAUGGAGAUGGCUCUUGCUCACAUUGGCGCCGACACCCCCAUCCACCUGUCCUUCGACAUUGACGCCCUCGACCCUACCUGGGCUCCCAGCACCGGUACCCCCGUCCGCGGCGGUCUUACUCUCCGCGAGGGUGACUACAUCUGCGAGUGCAUCCACCAGACCGGCAACCUGAUUGCCGUCGACCUUGUCGAGGUUAACCCUGCUCUUGCUGCCACCGAGGCUGGCGCCCAGGAGACCGUCCGUGCCGGCUGCUCCAUUGUCCGCUGCGCUCUCGGCGAGACUCUCCUGUAA